Messenger RNA from Scheffersomyces amazonensis, 795 nucleotides. RefSeq lists its product as uncharacterized. Bases 1 to 795 code for a protein of 264 amino acids. The record is from RefSeq and is a predicted model, not a curated record. Gene Ontology annotation, molecular function: zinc ion binding. Lineage: Eukaryota; Fungi; Ascomycota; Pichiomycetes; Serinales; Debaryomycetaceae. Gene Ontology annotation, cellular component: cytoplasm. The transcript has 2 exons.
AUGUCAAAGGCUACCGUAAAUAAUAUAACUAAUCUAUUCAUAGAUAAAUCUAAAGCUCCAGAUAAUGGAGAUUUAGGAAUAAUGAAUUUGGGGAAGAACUGUUUCUUUUGUCAACAACUUGAUUUUUUACCAUUUCAAUGUGAGUACUGUGGUGAAACUUAUUGCUCUAAUCAUAGAAAUGUAGAAAUUCAUAAAUGUAAAGGUAUAGAUAAAUUUAGAAAUCAAUCACCUCCAAGAAGUCCUAGUCCAACCAAUUCAAAUUCUUUACCAAGUUCUAAAACUUUAUUCCCCGAUCGUCAAGCUCAUAAACGUCAACUUGAUGCCAGUUUAAUAGAAUCUCAAAAUAAACCAAGAACAUUACUACAGGAAACUCAAUUUAGAGUAGGAGAUGUAGCCAAGAAGACUCCUAAUGCAUUCAAAAAAUUACAAAAGUUUUUACAAUUUCAAAAAACUAAGACAUUAAAAAGUUCUUCAAGUAAUAAAAUUGUUGAUCUUUCUCUUUUGAAGAAACUGGCAAAGGGUGAUACUAAAAUUCCAACUGCUGAUAAGGUAUAUGUAUGGUGCUUAUUCUUAAAUUAUAAUGAAGACCAAUUCAAUAAGGUUAAUGUUGAUAAAGAUCGUAAACCGUUAUAUGUUUCAAAGAACUGGGUCAUUGGUAGAGCAUUAGAUUCAAUUGCUAAUGAAUUACAUAUCCCUAAUAUUAAUAAUUCAACAUCAAAUAUUAAUGAGAAAUUAAAUAUUUUCAAAUUAGACGAUAAGGGAGAACCUAUUUUAGUUAAAAAUAAUUUAAAGUGA